AUGUUCUCCAGACUCUCAGUCAAAUCCAUUAGACCAUUGGUCAGUUUCCGCUCUUUGAGCUCGGGGUUAACAUCCAUAUCUCCGGUGGAACAGUCCCACUUCAACCAGCUGGCUUCGUCGUGGUGGGAUGUGAAUGGACCACAAAGGAUUCUCCACAAGAUGAACCUGUUACGAAUGGACUUCAUUACGAACACGAUAAAGUCGCAUCUAGUACUGAAUGACUAUAAUAACAUGGUCAAUGUUGCAGAGGAGGAAAUCUACAUUCCUGGGUUUGAUGUAGGUCUGUUGGAUGAUGCCAUUGCUGAUAGUGUCUUACAGGACCAGGAAACAAGAAGGCAGGAAUUGCUUAGAGGCAUGAGGCUUAAAUGUCUCGAUAUUGGCUGUGGUGGUGGAAUUUUUAGUGAGAGUAUGGCAAGACUUCCUUACGUGGGAAGCGUGAAAGGAAUCGAUCUUUCAGAAGAGGUUCUUGCUGUUGCUAAGAACCAUGCGGCUUUAGACCCAAUCCUAGAAAAAAAGCUCUCGUACGACUUGCAAGCAGUCGAGCAGAUUGACGAAAGUCUAGAGCAAUACGAUGUGGUAUCCAUGUUUGAAAUGCUGGAGCAUGUGGACUAUCCUGCUGAGGUGCUGAAGUCUGCCAUCAGAUUAGUCAAGCCAGGUGGAUGGGUGUUUCUCUCCACCAUUAACAGGGAUUUUAUUUCGUGGUUUACCACCAUUGCUAUGGGUGAAUACGUGUUGAAAAUUGUUCCCAAAGGAACUCACACCCACUCGAAAUACAUCAACGAGAAGGAGAUUGAAGAGUGGUUUGACAAGAACCCGGAGUUCGAAGUCAAAGAGAGCAAAGGGUGUGUCUAUUUGCCAGCAUAUGGAUGGAAGUUUACGGAAAAUGAGCAUGUUGGAAAUUACUUUAUGGCGAUAAAGAGGGUGACGAAGUAG
Messenger RNA from Kuraishia capsulata CBS 1993, 933 nucleotides. RefSeq lists its product as uncharacterized. Gene Ontology annotation, biological process: ubiquinone biosynthetic process. The transcript has a single exon. Gene Ontology annotation, molecular function: 2-methoxy-6-polyprenyl-1,4-benzoquinol methyltransferase activity. The record is from RefSeq and is a predicted model, not a curated record. The coding region runs from base 1 to 933 and encodes 310 amino acids. Lineage: Eukaryota; Fungi; Ascomycota; Pichiomycetes; Pichiales; Pichiaceae.